Molecule: messenger RNA, 9753 nt
Organism: Phycodurus eques (leafy seadragon)
Lineage: Eukaryota; Metazoa; Chordata; Actinopteri; Syngnathiformes; Syngnathidae
Gene: sorl1
Product: sortilin-related receptor, L(DLR class) A repeats containing
Exons: 48
Coding region: 35-6751 (2238 amino acids)
Biological process (GO): protein retention in Golgi apparatus; protein targeting to lysosome; post-Golgi vesicle-mediated transport
Cellular component (GO): membrane; Golgi apparatus
Molecular function (GO): protein binding
Source: RefSeq, a predicted model, not a curated record
GCUUACCUAACCUGAAAGCCAAACAUACACAAACAUGGCGUUACCGCAAGCAGUCAGGAUGCUGUGUCCUCUUCGGCGUUCGCUUUCUGUCGUUAUCUUAUGGCUUGUAGGGAUACAUUCGUCGACGCUUCAUCUUUACAAUGAGGAGGGUUACAUAGCACCGCAGCACAGGGGAUAUUUUACAGUAGACGCAAAUAAGGAUUUACCAGAUGGAGAUGGAGGGGGCAACGCGGCUCCACCUCUCGGGCUGGCCGCUUUUGGUGCUGCUGAAGGCGGGUCGGACCACGGCGCCCCUCCGCCAAAGAGAAGCCGGCGGAGCACAAGCGAAUCUACCAUGCCUAAGGUGUACGGCCAGGCCAGCUUGAAUGACUCUCAUAACCAGAUGGUCGUCCACUGGGCUGGAGAAAAGAGCAAUGUCAUUGUGGCUUUGGCCAGAGACAGCGUUGGAGCCGUUGGACCCAGAACGAGCUCGGUCUAUGUGUCUUAUGACUCUGGGUCCACUUUCACACUUGUCUCUGGGAAAUUCCAGUUGUCUGAGGCCAAGGGCAAGAAUGGCAGUACACAGGUCAUCUCUCAGUUUUAUCACAGUCCUGCUGAUAACAAGAGGUACCUCUUUGUAGACUCCACCAACAAUUACCUGUGGAACACCUUUGAUUUCUGCAAGAGUGUGCAAGGUUUCUCCCUCCCAUUCAAACCAACAGACAUGUUGAUCCACAGCACAACACCCAACCUUGUGCUUGGGUAUGACAGUUCUAACCCAAACAAGCAGCUGUGGAAGUCGGACGACUUUGGGGAGACUUGGGUGUUGAUCCAGGAGCAUGUGAAGACCUACUUUUGGGGCGUUGAGCCCUACGACCCCCCCACAACAGUGGUUGUCCAGAGGCAUGAGCCCCAGGGUGUCUCCAUCAUACUCAGCAGUACUGACUUCUUCCAGAGUGAGCAGAACCGCAAAGUGAUCCUGGAGCAGGUUGACAGCUUCCAGCUCAGGGAAAAGUACAUGUUUGCCACCACUGCAAGGAAACUGAGCGCUGAGUCUUCAUCUGUUCAGCUCUGGGUCUCCUACAACCGCCAGCCAAUGAAAGCUGCCCAAUUUAAAACGCGUCAUCCAAUCACAGAGUACUACAUCGCUGAUGCUUCUGAGGACCAAGUGUUUGUGUGUGUCAACCACGUAAACAAUAUGACACACCUGUACAUCUCAGACACACAAGGUCUUUCCUUUUCGCUGUCAUUGGAGAAUGUUCUAUAUUACAGUCCUGAGGGUUCCAGAAGCAACACACUUAUCAGAUAUUUUGCUAAUGAGCCUUUUGCUGACCUACACCGCGUGGAAGGACUCAGAGGUGUCUUUAUCGCCACACUCGUCAAUGGGUCCAUCAGUGAGACCAACAUGCGGUCGGUCAUCACGUUCGACAAGGGAGGGACAUGGGAGUUGCUUCAGCCACCCACUGCUGACAGUCUUGGAGGGACUGUGGACUGCCAGCUCAGUAAAGGUUGCUCUCUCCAUCUGGCCCAGCGCUGGAGCCAACUAUUAAACUUCCAACUGAGGAGGAUUCCAAUUUUAUCUAAGGAGUCUGCACCGGGACUCAUAAUGGCCACAGGAUCUUUUGGCAGGAACUUGGCUAACAAACCCAAUGUGUAUGUGUCGAGCAGCGCUGGAGCCCGAUGGAGGGAGGCAUUAGCAGGUCCUCAUUUCUAUACAUGGGGAGACCAUGGUGGUAUUCUGAUGGCUAUCCCACAAGGAGGCUCCAGUACUCAUCUCAAGUUCAGCACCAAUGAGGGCGAGACGUGGACCGAAUUUCAGUUCUCUGACAGGGAGGUGUAUGUUUACCAGUUACUGACCGAGCCUGGGGAGAAAAGCACCAUCUUCACCAUCUUUGGAUCCUACGCCCACCAGAAACAUAGCUGGCUCAUUCUGCAGGUCAACGCCUCUGAUGUUUUAGGUGUUCCAUGUUCUGAGUCUGACUACAAACAUUGGUCCCCAUCAGAUGAACAUGGCAAUGAGUGUCUCUUGGGCAGAGAGAUAACGUUUAAGAGACGAACACCUCACGCUACAUGUUUCAACGGCGAGGACUUUGACCGUCCUGUUACCAUGUCUAACUGCUCCUGCUCCCGCCAGGACUAUGAAUGCGACUACGGUUUCAAGCUGAGUGAAGACUUUUCCCUGCAAGUGUGUGUUCCUGACCCCGAAUUCUCAGGUGACCUCCAUGCUCCUCCAGUACCAUGUCCUGUUGGCACCACUUAUCGCCGCAGUAAUGGAUACAGGAAGGUACCAGGGGACAGUUGCAGUGGAGGAGAUGUGGAAGUCAGACUGGAUGGAGAGAUGCUACCCUGUCCUGUUGGGGAGAGUAAUGAAUUUAUCCUGUAUGCUGUAAGGAACUCUAUCCAUCGCUAUGACUUGGCUACUGCCAUUGACCAGGUCCUCCCUCUGGUGGGUCUGAAGGAGGCCGUGGCUCUGGACUUUGACUAUGACAAGAACUGCCUCUACUGGGCUGACAUCUUGCUGGAUACCAUACAGCGUCUCUGUCUAAAUGGCAGCACAGGUCAGGAGAUUAUCGUAAGGAAAGAUCUGCAGAAUGUGGAGGCCUUGGCUUUUGACCCCAUCAGCAGAUUGCUUUAUUGGGUUGAUGCUGGUGCACAGAAAAUUGAGGUUUCCAAUCCUGAUGGUGACCUGCGUCACACCCUCCUUAACUCCUCUAUCUUGGAACAUCCGCGAGCUCUUGUUCUCCUGCCUGAAAAGGGUUUGAUGUUCUGGACUGACUGGGGAGACAGAGCAGCAGGUAUUUACCGAAGUGCCAUGGAUGGAACCAAUAUGUCCUCUAUUGCGUCAGAGGGGGUCCGCUGGCCCAAUGGAAUAACAGCUGAUGAACACUGGCUAUACUGGACUGAGGCCUUCAGCGACCGCAUUGAGAGGGCUGACCUCACUGGAGGCCAGCGACGCAUUCUGUUUGAGGGGUUGCCCCACCCAUAUGCCAUCGCUGUCUUCAAGAAUGAUCUGUACUGGGACGACUGGUCCAGAAUGGGGAUCUUCAAAGCUCCAAAAACUGGUACUCAGAGUAAUGAGCUAAUUGUUGGCAGACUGACUGGUGUCAUGGAUCUUAAGAUUUUUUAUAAAGGCAAGAAUGGAGGUCAUAAUGCCUGUGCUGACCAGCAAUGCAGGUUGCUGUGUCUGCCUCUGCCUGACUAUAGGCACACCUGUAUUUGCCCAGAAGGCACACCAACUACCACCUUGCCUGAUGGACAGCUGCAGUGCCAGUGCCCUACAGGAUACCAGCUCCAAAACACCACCUGUGUUAAGACUGAGCUGAGCUGUUCUGCCAACCAGUACCGCUGUUCAAAUGGCCGUUGUAUCAGUAAUAUCUGGAAGUGUGACAGUGAUAACGACUGCGGCGACAUGAGUGAUGAACAGGAGUGUCCAACUACAACCUGUGACCCGACCAACCAGUUCCGCUGUGUCUUCUCUGGUUCUUGCAUUCCCUUGGCGUUCCAAUGUGACCACGAAGAUGACUGUGGCAACAACAGUGAUGAAGAGCACUGUGAGUCUCACAAGUGUGGUGAUGGGGAGUUUACAUGUGCACGGGGUGUUUGCAUCCGUGAAGCCUGGCAUUGUGAUGGAGACAAUGACUGCAGAGACUGGUCAGACGAGACUAACUGCACAGCUGGCCAACAUACAUGUGAAUCCAGUAGUUUCCAGUGUCACACGGGCCACUGCAUACCACAGCGCUGGACGUGCGACGGUGACAAUGACUGCCAGGACAGCUCCGAUGAAGACCCUCAUUACUGUGCCGGAACUCAAUGCAAAGGCUUCCUCUGUUCCAAUGACACCUGCUUGCCAGUCACGUCCCACUGUAAUGGCAUAAAGGAGUGUCCAGAUGGCGCUGAUGAGGACUACUGUGACCCCUUGUGCACUCGAUACAUGGAGUUUGUAUGCAAGAACCGAGCCCAGUGUCUUUUCCAGUCCCUAGUAUGUGAUGGUGUCAAACAUUGUGAAGAUGGGUCUGAUGAGGAUGCAGAUUAUGCCAAAUGUGCUACUCCCUCAGAGUUUAGUAAAGUGUGUGAUGCAUACACUUUCCAGUGUGCAAACGGAGUGUGUGUGAGCCUGGAGUGGAAAUGUGACGGGAUGGACGACUGUGGUGACUACUCUGACGAAGCCAACUGCGCUGCUCCCACUGAGGUUCCUGGCUGCUCAAGGUAUUUUCAGUUUGAGUGUAAAAAUGGACGCUGCAUCCCAACGUGGUGGAAGUGUGACAAUGAGAACGACUGUGGGGACUGGUCUGAUGAAUCUGAGUGCACAGGUGGAGCAGCUCCUCACACUGUGGCCCCUGGGCCAUCGACCUGCGCCCCCAACCGCUUCCACUGUGGCACUGGAGCUUGUCUCAUCAACGCUUGGGUUUGUGAUGGCUAUGCUGACUGUCCUGAUGGCAGUGAUGAGCUGGGAUGUCCCACAGUUAAUGACUCUGUGACACGGACACCAAUUUCCACCCACACCCCCUCCUCCCAUGGUCGUUGCACUCAGGGUCAGUUUCUGUGUCACCAGCCACAUCACUGCAUCCCUGCCUGGCAGCGUUGUGAUGGACGGUUCCAAUGUCGGGAUGCCUCCGAUGAAGCCCAUUGUCCCACCAGCGGGCCAUUGUUCUGUGUGAACGGAACCCGCUGUGUUGAUGGUGAAGCCUGUGUGCUGGACGAAGAGCGGUGUGAUGGCUUUUUAGAUUGUUCCGACCACAGCGACGAGGACAACUGCACCUUGGAUAUCUUGGCCUAUAAGGUCCAGAACCUUCAAUGGAAUCAAGACUUCCUGGGUGCCAUCACUCUAACAUGGUCUCAUCCUAAAAAUCUUCCCCUGGACUCCUGCUACUACCUCAUCUACUACAGGCUUGUCGGCACUCAGCAAUGGAUGAUCAUGGAUACUCACAGUAACAAGACCAGCUACAAACUUAAGGUCCUAAGACCAGACACCACCUAUCAAGUCAAGGUGCUCACGCAGUGUCUCAGCAAGCUGCACAAGACCAUUGAGAUGAUCAUAAUCAGAACGCCAGAAGGAUAUUGCAAGAUUUUUUUUGCAGUGCCUGAGCCUCCAAGGAACCUGCAGCUGUCUUGUGAUAAUAGUAAGGAUGGUUCAGUGGAUGUUUCCUGGAGUCCCCCUGACAAAGGAAAUGGCCUCAUCCGAGAGUAUAUUGUUGAGUACAGCGAACAAACAGCCAUUGAGUGGAUGUCACAGAGAAGUACCACAAACAGCACAGAGGUGAAGGAGCUGCAGCCAGACAUACAGUACAAAUUCAGGGUGGCAGCUGUGACCAGUCGAGGUCUGGGAAACUGGACUGAAGUAAAAUCAAUCACUCCUUUGACAGCUCUGCCUCCACCUUCAGUGAUCGUUGACAGCAUCACUGCAGAGUCCAUGAGUCUUUCAUUCAGCCUCAAUUCCCAGUAUGAAGUGAAACAGUACAUCGUGAUUCUCUCCUGGCAGUUUGACUCUCACAUGAAGGAGAGCAAGAAUUACACAGUCGAGGAAAAGAUCCUCAGAGCGAUGAACCUGACGGCAGGGACAUUGUAUGAGGUGGCUGUGUGGGCUCACACUAGUAUAGGUGACAGUGCCACAGCCUUGUCUCAUCAUCAGACUAUUGGCUUGCAGCCAGACCAGCCCCUCCUCAAAGCCCGGCCCCUCAACCAAACUGCUGUGGACUGUAGCUGGACCAUCACCAAUGGGCCAGCUGCACAGGUGUACGGUGUGUUUUAUGCUACAUCCUUCCUGGAUUUGUACCAUAGACCUCGUCAGGUCAACACUACUCUCACCAAUCUGACUGUCAUUGUGGACAGUGAUGAACAGUAUCUGUUUCUGGUCCGGGCUGUCUCUCCCUUCUUGGGUCCUCCAUCUGAGCAUAUUGUAGUCAAAAUGAUUCCCAAUGAACGGCUACCACCCAGAAAUCUCCACCGUGUGCAAAUAGACAAGACAGAGGCUACACUUAAGUGGCAGCCGCCAUAUGACACACCAGACAAACCUCUGACAUAUGCAGUCCAUGUGUGGGAUGCAAUCCGCAAGGUGGAGCGGGACUACAAAGUAGCUACCCGGAACAACACAGUAGAGUACCAGGUAAAAGGCCUGGAGCCUGGAGGACGCUACAGCAUCUCAGUCCGUCUCCUCAACAUGAGCAAGGAAGCCAGUUACACUCUGAGCACAGUUCCUCUUCGGGCUCCCGAGGCCUUGAAGAUACUGACUGAGAAUGACCACAUAUUCCUGUUCUGGAAGAGCCUAGCAGUGAAAGAGAAGACUUUCAAUGAGAGCAGGGGGUAUGAGGUGCAUAUGUACGACGGUUUGACCAACAAGACAACCUCCCUGGGAAACACAACAGAGACCUUCUUCCGCAUCAGCAGCCUGCAGGUUGGACACAACUACACGUUCUCUGUCCAGGCCCGCUGCUUGCUCAACGGCCAACUGUGUGGCGAGCCGGCACUGCUGCUGUAUAACCAACUUCGAGCAGGAGCGAGUGAGGCCUCCCCAAGUGAAGGCCACGCUCAGGACAUGGCGGCAGUCGUGGUUCCAGUCCUCUUCCUGCUGCUGCUGGGAGUAUGCAGCGGCUUGGUGGUCCUCUACCUCAGACACCGUCGACUACAGAAUAAUUUUACCGCCUUCGCCAACUCCCACUACAACUCACGUCUAGGAUCCGCCAUCUUCUCCUCUGGGGAUGAACUAGUGGAUGAUGACGAAGAUGCACCCAUGAUCAGUGGCUUCUCAGACGAUGUUCCCAUGGUCAUUGCAUAGCGCGACCUCCCUCCUCUUACCUACUUCUCUUAUCUCCUCCUUGCACCCUGUUGACAGGAAGCCACCGAAUUAGAAAAAAACAUGAAGAAACAAGAGCGAGAGAUAUUUUUCAAAGAUACAAUGCACUUUUUUUGGAUGCGCAAUAACUUAUUUUUUAUAAGAGAAAAAGAAUAUAUGUAUAUGGGGUCAAAAACGGACUUUGAGGAUGUGUUGGACACUGAGGCAUACUGUGAAGAAUUUAGCGUUUGUUGAGCACGAUGUGGACCCCUUUUGAGUGGUCCAUUGCUUAAAGCCAAAUCAAGCAUCCAGAGACUUAAAUAUAAAAUGCAAAAAACAUAAAUGCAGAUAUACAACAAAAUACAUGGGUCGCAUACAAAAUAUGAAUCCAAAAACGGCAAAUGUAUCUUUAUAUAACAGCAUACACCUUUUAUGCCCAGUGAGAGACAGUCAGAAGAGUCAGCUGUAAAUCACAUCUCAUCUGUAGAUUUUGAAUUUUGUCUUUCAGUAGCAUUUGGGAACAAGCUGAAUGUUACAUGCAUUAAAAACAACACUCCCAUGACUGGUUACCUAGUUACACAGAUACUUGUUUCUUUCUACCACCAGCACACAGUUUGUUUCUUUGUAUGUUGACAAAACGUGCCAAGAUGAUUGGAUAAUUCCAAACUUUGGGAGGUUGAUCAUCCCUCUUUAGCAUCACCUGAAUUUAUCAGCACUAUUUGUAAAUAUUGGCUUUUAAAACAUCUUUGUAAUGCUGCACCGCAUCAUUUUGUAAAAUAUAUAUUUUGAUUUUUAAAUUGUUCACAGGUGGAAAUGAUCGUCCCCAGCUUUUUGUUUUAAUUUUUUUAUUUUUAUUUUUUGCCAUAAAUGUAGUUGACGUGUUUGGAGUUCUCAGGGAAUUGUCUUGGGUACCAGCGAAGCACCACCGUCAUCAUCCUCAUGGCUUAGGUCACAUUGUCCACCUGCUGUUGAAGUGGGACUGGAUCAGUGGGUGGUGUAACCAGCUGAUACACUGCAGACUGUAGCUGCUGUAGGCAUUCAUGUGAUUUUAAUGAGCGAUUUCCCGCCCCCCCACCCCCCCUUCUUCAUAUGGUUCGUAGUAAUCCAUCCGGUGUACAACAUGGGUCACAGUUUUAUUUGGAUCACUUUAAAAAAAUAUAUAUAUAUAUGUGUGUGUGUGGUUUUGGCAGAAACUCAAAUUUUGUUUCUCUAAAACUCUGCUACUUCUCUAUUUUAAUUCUUAGAUCUAUUUGAGUGAUCCUAAAGGAUGUUCCAAAAAAUAGACAAAACAAUAGUACAAAUUUUUCUUAGUGUUAGAGACCUAUUGGAAAAUAAAUUCAAUUUGAGCUAAAAGUCAAUAUUGCAAUGCCUACCACACAGAACAAUUCGUUCAUGCAUGCUUUUUUUUUUUUUUUUUUUUUUUUUAAACUAACUACUCACUACAACAAUAUAGACAUGAUGUGAAUCACAAACAUGAAAACAGAAAGCAAGUCAGUAACACACAAUUUGAGUCACUUCCCCAAAAGAAUGACAGUUCUCCCACUGUUGUCUGAAAUGUUGCCAGGCCAUGAUUAUGGUGCUGCCUUAUGUUUGUGAUAGAAAUUCAUAAAACAUAAAUGUAUCCCACUUUGUCAAAACAAAACUUGUCAGCGUGACUUGAAACUGAUAUCGGUCUAGUGCGAACUGAUUUUCUAAAAACUUUUAAGGACCCUGUGUAUCAAAGGUCAUUGUUGCACGGCCAUAAAUGUGUCAGUGUUCCAAUAAAAUAACAUUGUCACCUAUGUUCUACUUCUCACCUAUGGUAGUCUUUUAACUGAAAUGUUGUAUGUAGCCUUUGGGCUCGAGCCGUCUUCUGCUUGAUUUUGACUUGUUUUUUGUUUUUUUUAAAUCUUCUUAAGACGUUUUCAUGAAUGUAUUUUAUACUCAUCUCAUUCUGCCAUCAUUAUCUGUGACUUUUAUGGGCACUCUGUGAUUGAUUCUUAUUACAGUAGGUCUGUAAGCAACCAUUCCACAGUGGUCUUUCGGGUUUGCGUGUGUUAGUGUGGAAAGGCCUCAGCAUUCAAAUUCCAGGCCAACAAAACAUUUCCAUCAUCAUCAGGGUCUUUGCUGGAACUUUAACUUUGGGCUUUUGGUUAGGUUUAUUUUUUUUUCUUCUCAGCUUUUUCUAUUGUCUUUGUCUUAAGUUAGAUUUUUCUGGCGAUGAUUUUGUGUUUGGGCGGCACGGUGGUCGACUGGUUAGAGCGUCAGCCUCACAGUUCUGAGGUGCGGGGUUCGAUCCCGGGCCUCGCCUGUGUGGAGUUUGCAUGUUCUCCCCGUGCCUGCGUGGGUUUUCUCCGGGCACUCCGGUUUCCUCCCACAUCCCAAAAACAUGCAUUAAUUGGAGACUCUAAAUUGCCCGUAGGUGUGAGUGCGACUGGUUGUUUGUUUGUAUGUGCCCUGCGAUUGGCUGGCAACCAGUUCAGGGUGUACCCCGCCUCCUGCCCGAUGAUAGCUGGGAUAGGCUCCAGCACGCCCGCGACCCUAGUGAGGAGAAGCGGAUCAGAAAAUGGAUGGAUGGAUGAUUUUGUGUUUGCUCUUUGGAAACAAUUUUUUAUGUAAUUUUUGUUUCCAUUUGACCACAUAAUGCCUUAUAAGACACAUCAGGCAUCUAGGUAGAAAAUAGUCGCACGUACAUACACACAGUCACAAAGUUAAAGAUGACGCUAUUACCAGGGCAUUUGUUCAGUUUUGUCAAAUCACUGCUCCUUUCUCAGUCGCCUACCGGGGACACUUUUACGCAAUUUUAUAAACUCAUGUACAAAGUGUAAUUAUUGUUUUGGCCAUUUGCACCCCACCUGUCUUUAUGUCAACUCUUGUCAAAAUGUUGUUUGGCACGGAUAUCUGACCUUGGCCAUCAUUGAUGACAUUGAUGUCUUGUUUGCGAGAAAAGGAUGUUUAAUAAACUGUGAGGUGUUUAAAAAAAACAACAAAAAAAACAUGCUGAAAUAAAGGAGAUUAAAAUUCCA